AUGUCACAAGGAGAUGUGGGUAUUGACACACUCACUUUAAACUCUAACGACGGAUCUCCUAUCUCAUUUUCAAGAAUAGUGAUAGGAUGUGGGCACAAAAAUAGUUUAAAAACGGAGGGAGGGAAUACUUCUGGCAUAAUAGGUUUUGGACGCGGACCUUUAUCGUUAAUAUCUCAAUUGAGUUCUUCGAUUAAUGGAAAAUUUUCUUAUUGUCUCGUGCCAUUAUUUUCAAAUGCUAACAGUUCAAGCAGACUAAAUUUUGGAGACACGGCAGUAGUUUCCGGUCCUGAAGUUGUCUCGACUCCCUUAGUUGGUACUACAGGUUACUUCACAAAUUUAGAAGCAUUUAGCGUGGGAGACCACAUUAUCAAAUUCAAUGACUCCUCCUUAAUACCUGAUAAGGAAGGAAAUACAAUAAUUGAUUCUGGAUCAACAUUAACUAUUUUGCCAGAAGAUGUUUAUUCUCAGUUAGAAUCUACAGUGGCAUCUAUGAUUAAGUUAAAGCGUGUUAAGGAUCCUAAUCAACAAUUGAGUCUUUGCUACAAAUCAACAUUGAAAAUAGACAAGGUUCCGAUAAUAACAGCUCAUUUUCGUGGUGCUAAUGUCACGUUGAAUGCUGUUAACACCUUUAUUGAAAUUAAUCACGAGAUUAUGUGCUUUGCUUUUAGUUCAUCUAUCGUUCCCUUUGUCAUAUAUGGGAAUGUAGCACAACAAAACUUUUUGGUUGGCUUUGAUACCCUGAACAACAUUAUCUCUUUUAAGCCAAAAGAUUGUACCAAGCAAUGA
Medicago truncatula (barrel medic) is the source of this 786-nucleotide messenger RNA. Its product is annotated as aspartic proteinase CDR1. The transcript has a single exon. NCBI's taxonomy places the organism in Eukaryota, Viridiplantae, Streptophyta, Magnoliopsida, Fabales, Fabaceae. Gene Ontology annotation, cellular component: extracellular region. The coding region runs from base 1 to 786 and encodes 261 amino acids. The record is from RefSeq and is a predicted model, not a curated record.